Molecule: messenger RNA, 304 nt
Organism: Candidula unifasciata
Lineage: Eukaryota; Metazoa; Mollusca; Gastropoda; Stylommatophora; Geomitridae
Source: the annotation of a GenBank genome assembly
UCUUCAAGAGCGUAAGCUAAAAGAUGCACAGAUGCGGGCGACCAUCAAUCAAAAACUGAUCGAGACUGGAGAAAGAGAAAGAUUGAAAGAGCUGCUGAGAGCCAGGCUGAUUGAAUGUGGUUGGAGGGAUCAGCUGAAGGCAUAUUGUAAAGAAAUUGUUCAGCAAAAAGGCCUGGAACACAUCACAGUGGAUGACCUAGUCAGUGAAAUCACACCAAGAGGAAGAUCGCUAGUUCCAGAUGAAGUUAAGAAGGAACUGUUACAGAGGAUUCGAACCUUCCUUGACCAGCAAUCAAAUAUUUAA